AUGAUAAUUAUUAGACUAUUUAAAACACGUUUCUUGUAAACAAAUCAUUUAUAUUAAAUAUCGAAAGUGAUGUAAUAAAAGGAAUUUGAGGAUACAAUAGAGGAAGUUAAAACAAUAAAGGCAAUUACUCCAAAGGUAGAAUGAAAGUGUAAUUUUAAUUAGGAAAUAAAAAAGAUAGUAAGACCUUAAUUUGAAGCAAAUCCAGAUUUGUUCUAUCCAACAAAGGUUUUUGAUAAAUUUGGGUUUAGUAGAUGUAAAUGUCCAAAAUGUGGUGCAUAUUUUUGGAGACAUACAGAAAAGAAGAUAACAUGUGGUGAUUCAAAGUAAUAGAAGAUAAUGAAUAAUUUUUAGUUGUGAAGGGAAAUACUCUUUUAUAGGUGUUGGAACAGGGAAAGGUGCAAAAGGUAAUAAAAUAACAUAUGCUGAUGCAUGGAAUGGAUUCAAGAAAUCAUUAACUAGUACAAGAGUACCAUGUACAGCAAUAGACAGAUAUCCAGUGGUAGCAAGAUGGAGAAAUGAUGUUGAUUAUGUAGCAGCAGGAAUUUAUUGUUUUUAACCAUUUUGUGUGACAGGUGAGAUGGAUCCACCAGCUAAUCCAUUGAUAUGUCCAUAGUUUUGUGUUAGAUUUAACGAUUUGGAUAAUAUUGGAUUAACAGGUAGACAUUAUUCAGGAUUUAUUAUGCUUGGUAUAUAGACAUUCAAUUAUCCUGAUAAAUAUGUAUUCUUUAAAGAGGAAUGUGUUGAAUUUAAUUAUAGAUGGUUAACUGAAGAAUUAGAAAUCAAUCCUGAUGAUAUUACAUUUAUUGAAGAUGUUUGGGCAGGAGGUGGUAAUUUAGGACCAUCAGUUGAAUAUUUUGUUAAUGGCUUAGAAGUUGGAAAUAUGGUUUUUAUGUAAUAUAAAUAUUUUCAUGAUGGAUCAUAUGAAGAAUUACCUAUUAAAAUUAUAGACACAGGAAUUGGAUUAGAACGUAUUCCUUGGUUAGUUAAUGGUUCACCUACUAGUUAUUUUGAUGUAUUUGCUGGAGCAUUUGCAUUCUUAGCAUAAAAAUUAUAAGUUGAAUAUUCAAAUGAAGUUUGGAAAGCAUUUGGACCAUAUAGUUGUUUAUUGAAUGUUGAUGAAGUUGAAAAUGUUGAUAAAACAUGGGAAUUCAUUUC
This is a messenger RNA of Paramecium sonneborni, 1155 nucleotides long. The record is from the annotation of a GenBank genome assembly. NCBI's taxonomy places the organism in Eukaryota, Ciliophora, Oligohymenophorea, Peniculida, Parameciidae.